AUGAAGAGAAGACACGAAAACAAUGAAAAUGAAUUCCAAGAGAGAAAGAGGCACAUGACCGAUGAAGAACUCGGAGAGUUAACUGAUUUCGCUCUAAACAUAGUUGAGCCAGAAAAUAAAGAACAUUUAAAUCAAAUUGUGCGACUUGCGGUAGAUAAAAACGAAGCAUUUAUAAAUAUUUGGCGAGCUUUAGUUACCUCAAAAGAUGAAGAAAUGGACUCUGCGUCUACGGUCGAAAGCGACCAAGAAUUGAUCAAAAAAAAUAUCCGUUUUAAUAUGAACAAGAUUGGAACAAUUUAA
Paraglomus occultum is the source of this 300-nucleotide messenger RNA. The record is from the annotation of a GenBank genome assembly. NCBI's taxonomy places the organism in Eukaryota, Fungi, Glomeromycota, Glomeromycetes, Paraglomerales, Paraglomeraceae.